ACGAAUCAGAUAUAGUGGUGUUGAACAAUAAACAAGCGUCUGGGUGAUAUGUGAAUCUGGUUUUAUAUAUUCUCCUUAAUUACUUAUCUCACAAGAAAUAUAAAAUCAAUAAAUGACGGAUUAUAAAGAAGAACAAACCCAGGAACUUGAGGCGUUAGAGUCAAUUUAUCCAGAUGAGUUGAAAGUGAUAGCUACAUCACCAUAUGGUGCGUUUGAGUUGCAUAUUGUCUCCCAGAAGGAAGAGUAUGGGGAUGAGGAUUCAGAAGAAGCUUCUGUUACAAUCAAAUUUUCAUACACAGAAAAAUAUCCAGAUGAAGUUCCAAUAAUGGAAAUCACCGAUUCAGAAAACCUAGAGGAUGAUCAGCUGAAUGAAUUGUUAGAUAUGUUACAUUCACAGGCCAAUGAGAAUUUAGGUAUGGCAAUGGUUUUUACCCUGGUGUCAGCGAUACAGGAGGAACUGACAACAUUAAUGGAACAGAGUAAACAGAGAAAAGUAGAAGCUGAGGAGAAAAAGAAACGAGCUGAGGAAGAAUUAGAAAGGAAAAAGUUUGAAGGUACCAGAGUUACCAUAGAGAAUUUUCUUGCAUGGAAGACAAAAUUUGAUGCAGAAAUGGCAGAACUUAACAAAAAUAGAAAUGACAAUGAAAUUGCUAGAUCCAAACUUACAGGGAAAGAGUUAUUUUUACAAGAUGCCUCAAUGAUGGAAUCUGAUAUACAAUUAUUACAAGAAGGUGAAUCUGUAGAAGUAGAUGAGUCUUUAUUUCAAGAUAUGGAUGACCUUGACAUUGGUGAUGAUGAACUUGCAGGUGUUGAUGAUUAGAUGCAAUAAAUUAUAUUUUAAAUAAAGAA
Ruditapes philippinarum (Manila clam) is the source of this 849-nucleotide messenger RNA. Its product is annotated as RWD domain-containing protein 1-like. The record is from RefSeq and is a predicted model, not a curated record. NCBI's taxonomy places the organism in Eukaryota, Metazoa, Mollusca, Bivalvia, Venerida, Veneridae. Gene Ontology annotation, molecular function: protein binding. Gene Ontology annotation, biological process: cytoplasmic translation. The transcript is spliced from 7 exons. Bases 113 to 820 code for a protein of 235 amino acids.